UCGAGCUGAGCGCGUCUCUGAAAGCGUAUAGAGAAGAUGAGGCACAGCCCUCCCGGAGGGAAUGUUUAUACGUGAUAGAGGAGCAGUUUAUUUGUCUGAUGAAAAUGGAUGGAAAUACAUAAGACCCUUCUUCAGUCCUGUGAUUAAUAAUCAGAAUAACGGUGCGUGUUUCAAUGAGUGUGUCCUAAUCGUCGUCCUACUGAAACAGAUAUACAGUCCCGUUCUAUGGGAAUGAUCGAAGAUGGAAGACAAAAGCCUUCGUGUAGCAGACUACUUUGUGGUGGCAGGACUCACCAACUCAUCUAAGCCCCUCGAGGAAGAUGUCCACCCUGAGGAUGGUGGUCAUCGGAGCUCAGCCCAGCUCAAGGCACCCAUCACUGAUGUGGCGGUGAUGAUUCGCUCCCUAGGGGAGGAAGUACCUCGAGGGUAUACCUGCGUUGAAUGCACCCCCUCUGGACUUCCUGCCGAACUAAAUGGAGGAAGCCUCAUGGGGCCGCAGAUCUUCCUCUGCUAUAAGAGAGGCAGAGACAAACCGCCGCUCACAGACCUGGGUGUCCUCUUUGAGUGGAAGGAGAAACUGAAGCCGGACUGUCAAAUUAUACAGACCACGCCCUCUGGUCGCCCUGCUAAUAUCAGUAGCUCCUCUUCCCAAAGGAUCUACAUCACAUAUCGGCGUGCCUCUGAGAAUCACUCUCACACCACGCUGGCUGUCACAGACAUCUGUGUCAUUGUUCCCGGCAAGGGAGAGACACCACCACAUGCUUUCUGCAAGGUGGACAAGAAUCUCAACAGCAGUAUGUGGGGGUCCUCUGUGUACUUGUGCUACAAAAAAUCUUUGGCCAAAACCAACACACUUGCAUUCAAAGCAGGUCUUUUGUCCAGAUACCCAGAGGAGGAUUAUGAAUCCUUUCCUUUGCCUGAAUCCGUGCCCCUGUUUUGCCUGCCGAUGGGAGCGUCCAUUGAGUGCUGGCCUUCUCAUACCAAAUAUUCUCUACCUGUCUUUUCAACAUUCGUUCUCACAGGCGCCUCUGGAGAGAAGGUUUAUGGUGCCGCCAUCCAGUUCUAUGAGCCCUACCCGGAAGAACAUUUGACUGACAAGCAGCGAUCUCAGCUGGGCCUGCAGGCUAACGGGCUCAGGCCUGAUGGAUCGAUGACUGUCCACACCAACAAAAGCAUCUGCCUUCUCUCUCACUGGCCCUUUUUUGAUGCUUUCCAUAACUUCCUGACCUUCCUCUACAGAUACUCCAUCUCAGGUCCACACACUCUGCCCAUCGAGAAGCAUAUUUCCCAUUUCAUGCACAAGGUUCCUUUCCCUUCCUCACAAAGGCCACGUAUCCUGGUGCAGGUGAGUUUUGUGCACAUGGUGUCUUUGUUUGAACACUGUCCUUCUUGAAUUGGCGGAAGGAUCUCUACACUGCUGUUGAACCUCGGCCCAAAAAAUGCAGUGACUCUGCUGGUGUUGGCUGUGACUGAACACAAGAUCCUAGUGCACUCCUUACGUCCAGCCGUUCUUACCAGCGUUACCGAGGCCCUGGUGUCGAUGAUUUUUCCCUUCCACUGGCCAUGCCCGUACAUUCCUCUCUGCCCGCUGGCCCUGGCAGAUGUACUCAGUGCUCCAUGCCCUUUCAUUGUAGGGGUGGACUCACGGUACUUUGACCUCUAUGAGCCACCGACGGACAUAAGCUGUGUGGACCUGGACACCAACACUAUAACUCACAAAGAAGAGCGCAGAUCCCUGACCUGGAAGAUCCUGCCAAGAAAAGCCUGUAAACGUCUGAUCAACACCCUCAGCAAUCUCCACCAGCAACUGGAUGAGGGUUAUCAGAUGAGCCGCGAGGAAGGACAGAUGGAGGCCUUUAUGAGCGAGCGGGAACCUGGCAGUGGUGGGAAGAGUCUGGAAACCUUGGAGCUGGAGAUCCAGGAGGCUUUUCUGCGCUUCAUGGCGGCCAUCUUGAAGGGCUACCGUUCAUACCUGUUGCCCAUCACACAGGCACCAUCUGAGAAAGCAACUGACGCCAGUUCACUCUUCGAUCUGCAAGGCUUUUUGAAGAGUCGUGAUCGAUCCCAUCAAAAGUUUUACUCCCUCAUGACCAAGACACAGAUGUUCAUUCGUUUCAUCGAAGAGUGCUCUUUUGUCAGCGAUAAGGAUGCAAGCCUUGCUUUCUUUGAUGACUGCGUUGACAAGUUGUUCGGUACGGAGAAAGGAGAGAAGGUGGACAGCGAAAAGCCAGAAGACACAAGGCUUAUUGAACUUGACAAAUCCUACCGCAGCGAGCACACGGUCUACAUCACACCUCCGGAGCUGCCAGCACUUCCAGAAGGAGAAGAGGCUCCUAUGGUUUAUAGCUACAGUGGGUUCCCGGUACUGAACGCCCAACUCUGUGAGCUUCAGGAUGGUCCCAGAGUCCCCAAAGCAACAUCAGCCAUGAGACACAUCAGUCCCAUCAGCCCAGCUGCCAUUUUCAGGCGCUCCCAACAGGAGAUCAAAUCAGCCCAGAGAAUGGCUAAGACAUACUCCUCCAUCCCACAGAUGUGGUCCAAGUGUCUGCUCAGGCAUUGUCACGGCCUGUGGUUCAUCUGCCUGCCCUCGUAUGUCAGCGCCUGCCACUCUAAAGUGCGGGCACUGCAUACUGCUUACGACGUGCUGCGAAACAUGCAGGACAAAAAGUUGCAGCCUCCUGAUGAGGUGUGUUACCGGGUCCUGAUGCAGCUGUGUGGGCAGUAUGGACAGCCUGUUCUUGCCGUCCGGGUUCUUUUUGAAAUGAAGAAAGCCGGAGUGCAGCCAAAUGCCAUUACCUAUGGGUACUACAACAGGGCUGUUCUGGAGAGCACAUGGCCUUCCUCCACCAGAGGGGGAUACUUCCUGUGGGGAAAGCUGAGAAAUGUGGUUCAGGGUGUGGUGCGGUUCAAACAAGUAUGGAGGAAGCAGACCACCCACCCGAAGGACACCCAUCUUUCUGAUGCCAGUGAUCUCGACAGUGUCAGCCAUGGCAGUCUGGACAGCUCUAACGAUUCGGCGGAGCGAGUUUCCAUUGAUACAGACUUCACUAAAAUGGAUUCCAGUGAUGACAGAUCCAGCACAGGUGGUCAGUCUGAUCAGGGCUAUGAUUCUCUGUCUAAAGAGGAGGUGAGGUUAGGAGGAGGUGAGGAGCAGAACUCUCCAGACAUGAAGGAGAAGAAGGACAACUCUUGCCCAUUAUCCCAGACUGUACUCUCAAAGAAAGAGGAUUCAUCUCUUGUGGUUGGGAUCCAUCCAUCUGCAACCAAUGAAGAAACCAGUAAUGUCUUUUCUGAAGUCCUUCCAAAGACAAAAAGGCCAAACUCCCUGGAUAUUUUCGGAGACAAGCCCGUAAGGCCAAGCACAGUAAGAGAACUCAGUAAUGAAUCUGUUCCAACAUUGAUAGAAACGGAAGCAGUGUGGGGCAUUGUGAGCCCACCUAAAGUUGCCGUGGAGAGGACUGCUAGCUGCACGGUUACCAUGGAGAAGAGAGUUGCCAUGGAGAGGGAGCAUAUCAGCGUGGAGAGGAGUGUGAGCUGCAGCAGUGCUCUUGGGCAAGUGGUUAAGAGGACCGGUAUCGAAGCAGGUUUUGAUCCUCUGUCCCUCAUGGCGGCUGAGACUCAAGCCCACAGUGAGGGCGAUAAUGCAGACACCCCAACCGCCCAUCGAGACCUGGCUGAAGAGAUUCAUCACUACAUGAACAACCUGAGCAGCCCGUUAAGCCAGCGGUCUCUCAGUGUGGACCUGAAGGGGCGUCAGACCCCAUCCCCUCACAGCUCUCCCCGCAUGUCCGCAGCGCUCAGCUCCCCCAGCACCUCCCAACUCCAGCCUCAGCCACGAACAAGACUCUUCUCGUCGCCCUCCCUCCCUCAGGGCCGUGUGCGCAGGGUCAGGGAACAGCGGCCCACCUCUCUGGCCUCACCUUCCUCACCUAUUCCCUCCUCUUCUUUCUCCAUGGACUCCUUGCUCACCCCGACCCUGGACGUGUUCAAGAGCAGCUUUCUCUCUGCUGGGAAGGGCGUCGCUGAGAAAGCCAGCCGACUGUAUUCGCGACUUUCCUCUCAGUCGUCCAUUGCACAGGACUUAAAUUCUGACCGGGUCAGUGUGUCCUCUCUGGGGUCAGGUGACCCUGAUUGCUCCUCUCUGAUUGAGAGUGAUUCCUGUGUAGACCCCGAUGGGCUCACUUCCCCACAACGGGAUACCACUCAGCCUGUCACAUGUCCCAAAAGGAGCCCUUACAGGAGCAGCCACUGCCUAGAAAGCCCAUCUGCACCACGUCGACUUUACCGCCAGUCCUCGCUAACUGGUCCAUCGUUGUCAGUAAUGAAAGCUCUGCAGACCCCAGACGCGUGUUCUGAUUCCAGCCUUUCUCAAUCCAUGCAGAACUACGCUGUUGAAGUACGUAUGUCCAGUUGUUCGCGCUGUAACACCUGUGAGAGUUUGGUGUAUGAUGAAGAGAUCAUGGCUGGUUGGACAGCUGACGAUUCUAACCUCAAUAGCACGUGCCCCUUUUGCGGCUCUCCGUUUCUGCCUCUGCUCAAUGUGGACAUCAGAAACCUGGGUGACCAGGAAAGAUCUCCCUCUCAAGAUGCACAUACUUGCCAGACAGACACCACAGAUGAACUACCACAAGUUUAUGACGCCACUGGCAAUCUAUCCAGCAAUGGCAAAAAAGGCCCUGAGCCAGUUACCAUGCCCUACCUGAGUCCUCUGGUGCUUUGGAAGGAACUGGAAAGCUUGCUGGUGAACGAGGGCGACCAGGCCAUCUCGUCUGCAGCCAUUGUGGAUCACCACCCUAUUGUGUUCUGGAAUCUGGUGUGGUUUUUCCGUAGGCUGGACCUGCCCAGCAGCCUGCCGGGCCUCUAUUUGAGCUCCAAACACUACUGCAGAGAUUCUCAGCCUCUGCAAAGUUGUGCAUCAGAGGACAGUAAAAAUGUCUUGGUCCAGAUCCUGUGGGACAAUCCCAGACUGCAUCAGGACCACAUCAAGCCUUGCUACUUGCUCUGGAAAUCAUAUUGUGCAAAUCCUGCAGCAUCUGAGGAGGAGGAGCAGGCUGUGAGCUUAGAGCUGCUGCAGAGUGUCGUGAAGAGCAUCCAGAGGAACGAUAUCUACCAGCCCAUGAGUCAGAUACUGCAGCUACUGGGCACCAAACUGGGCUUCGUCAGACAACGGAGCUUAUAUAGAGAUAUCCUGUUCCUGUCUUUGGUGGCUUUGGGCAAGAAUAGCAUAAAUAUCGAUGCAUUCGACCGUGAAUACAAAAUGGCAUAUGACCGUUUGACGCCAAGCCAGGUUAAGAUGACCCACAAUUGUGACCGGCCACCCAGUGCUGGAGUCAUGGAAUGCAGGAGAACCUUUGGGCUGCCCAGUCUCUGAUUCACCUCCUCUCAUUCCUCCCUCUUUCCUCACAUCCAUCACACAGGAAGUCUCAUCCAAAGAAGCAACACUUUCAUUCAUGUGAUCCUGAACAUUCAUCGUAACCAAAGCUACCUCUGGCUCCCAUGAGGUCUCUUUCAAAUCAAAUGCUGUCUGUUAUGUGACUGUUCUUCUUCAUACACUUCCUGUGAAUACGCCACUUUAUAAAGUCCGUGAUCAUGUCUUUUUCUUGCAUUUCUCCCUCAAUUUUGCUCUUCCAUCUGCCUAAUGUCUUGACCCUCAACCCCUUUCGGAUACUUGGAGUCACAUUUGAAUCAUCUAGCACCACUCAGGUUCAGUAAACUUGAGUAUAGAGGUUAUUGUAGAUUAGGAGCAAUACCAUUGUGCUCAGGUCAUUCCAUCGCUCCAUUCGUUCACGUCCAGUGAAUCGUGGAGUGGAUUCGGGACCAGUAGCUAUAGAACAAUCAAAUCGAUCACGUUUAGGAUGCGUAGAAGCACAACGAGCAACCCUGACAAACACAGUCCGCUUUUGGCCUUCUAGGGGCACUUGUAUAUUUCACGUACAGAGAGACUUUGUGUACAUAGUCUUAUUAUUUUGCAUAUUUGUAUUAUACAGUUACAUUUUAAGACUGGAAUUUGUUAUAACUGAUGUGUCUCCAUUUGUAAAGACUAUGCUGUUCGUAGUGUAUAGGUUUCUCUUUUGAGCGUGUGCUGUUUGUCGUCCUGGUCCUGGAGACCAGUCGUAUGGUGACCGUCAGUGACACUGUCGUCUUGAGGUACAGAACUGGACCAAAUAUAAAAUCUUGACUCACAGGUGAUAAAUAUAUUUGAUCAGAUUUUGAACUGAGAAAUUCCUUACCUUGGGGCGAAGAACAGUACGGAGACAAAUUUACAACAGGGUAUAAAGAGUAAUAUAGUGAGUAUAAAAUAAAAUGGACUGUUAAUGUGAAUGUGAAGUCAGCAUUUUACACCCACUUACAUAAUCCAGUAUGUUUGCCAUGAAGGUACAUAAUUAUUUAUAUAUAUAUAUAUAUAUAUUUAUUUUAUUUUAUUUUUUUUAAACAUUGCUUUAUAUUGUGCAGUGUUGCAUAAACAUGGGUUUCAUUUGUCGAGAUGCAUAAAACAAAAGUAUCUGAAGCAUGCAAGCACUUAUUUACUCAGUUCAAACUCUUUACAAAUUAAACAUGCGGUAACUGGAUCCGUUAUAUUUUAAUACUGUUAAUUUUUUAUCAUUAUGUUAAUGAAGAUGCACUUUGAGUGUGUGUGGUUGGGAAGAGGAUUACUAAAGUUUAAAUGUUUAAAAUGCAAUGGAUUAUGGAAAAGAUAAUAAUACAUGUAAUUAUACACAAUGACACAUUGAUGUUAAUGCCCCAAGUGGAAAAAAAACAGAUAAUACUGCCCUAAACAUUUUGGGAUGAAAAAAAACUAUUGACCUGAUGCUGUGUAAAACUACAAAAAAUGCAGUUUUCACUGCUGUUAAUAUUUAGCAGUUUUUCUAUCACCUGCUUUUUACAUCCAUAUGGUAGUGAAACAAACUGACCUAUUUCAUGGAAAUGGUUUAUUUAAAGCGGUUAAUGUGUAAGGUGAUUCAUUUUGGGUUUUUUUUGUUCGUUUUUUUUAACAAAUCAUUUUGUUA
Messenger RNA from Sinocyclocheilus anshuiensis, 7007 nucleotides. RefSeq names its product C-myc promoter-binding protein-like. Gene Ontology annotation, cellular component: cytoplasmic vesicle. The transcript is spliced from 30 exons. Lineage: Eukaryota; Metazoa; Chordata; Actinopteri; Cypriniformes; Cyprinidae. The record is from RefSeq and is a predicted model, not a curated record. Gene Ontology annotation, molecular function: protein binding. Gene Ontology annotation, biological process: regulation of Rab protein signal transduction.